Drosophila takahashii is the source of this 2495-nucleotide messenger RNA. RefSeq lists its product as uncharacterized. The record is from RefSeq and is a predicted model, not a curated record. NCBI's taxonomy places the organism in Eukaryota, Metazoa, Arthropoda, Insecta, Diptera, Drosophilidae.
AGUCAAUAAAUUUUGAGAACAUUAAGUCGAUCGUAACACUCGUGAGAAACCUAUCAACAGAUCAACGUAUCUCGGACAUUUUAUUGUAUUUAUUUUUUAUUUAUUUUUUGGAAAAACGUUUAGAAGCAAAAUUUAAGGACCAAAAAACAGCAGCAAGAAAUAGACGCGAUAGGUAUUUACUGUAGAGGAUAAUGAACUACCAGGAUAUGUACGGCUGCACCUUUGAAGCGGAGAACUCCGGUCGAGGUAGCAACUUUGAGUUUCGGUUUUCGGGACCCGAAUCCAUUCCGAAUGCGGUGAGGCGCUACAACGCGUCGCGGGGCGCCGAAUUGGCCCAGUUGAAGAGGCAACGGGAGGUGGGCCGAUCCCAUGUGCCCAGCAUGCCGCGCUUCUGCAAGGUGCGUCGUCCCGGCCAGGAUGUGACCAGCAUGGUGACCUCCCGCGACCUGGACGUGGUGACCCAGCUGUCACUCUGCAACGAGGAUAACGAUAGCAGCAGUGAUGAUAUGAUGAUGAUGAUGGGAUCACCGCAAUCACCGCGUCUCUGCGGAGGAGCCGAGUCACCCAGGCAUCUAAAGGGCAGGAAGAAGAAUCCUCCACAAGCCAAGACGAGGAGGAGGAGGCGGCGGAUGAGUCGCCAUGUGGAGGCCGUGCACAGUGGCCACACCUUCGAGAGGCUAGAGGAGCUGCAUCGCGAGGUUUGCGCGGAGCUAGAGAGCCUGGGUCAGAGGUCAGCCAGUCCGGAGGUCACUCCGCGUGCCCAGGUGGCCAGGAGGAGUACGAGGAGGCAACAGGUCUCCUACGAGGACUAUCACUCGCCGCAGCCCCGUUGGGCGGACAUCAUGCCCUCGGCGAUGAUGUCGCAGGCCAUUCAGGUCAACGUGUGCCACGCCCCCGAUGCCACGCCCCUGUCGGCCUACCAGUUCAUGGAGCAGCACGGCAGCCUGGAGCCCGAGCCGCUGACGCCCUUCUUCCUGGAGGACAGCGACCUGGAGCACGAGUAUGCCGAUCGGCAGGGCUACCUGCGCUACGUGGAGCCACGGCCGCUCCAGUGCAGCUCCAGUGAGUCGCGGAGAUCGGUGGACAGGGACCGGGAUCAGCCCUGCUUCGUGGAGCUGGAGAGGCGGCCGCACCAGGUCAGCCUGCUCAGGAGUCUCUCGCCCAUGCGGUAUACCUCCCAGAGAUCAGAGGGUCAGGAGGCGGAGGAGGAGGUGCCUCCCAAGCCAGUCCAGAAAUCAGGAAAAAGUCGCCGAAUAAAGGUUAAUCAGGUGAACCCAAAAAUACGAAGGUUAAUUGCCGGUGGUGGAGGCGAUGAGCUGGUGACCCCGAAGGUGACCCCGAAUCAACCCAGACGCGGGCGCAAGGCCAAACCCCUGAUAGUCUACAGCAAAUCGCUGGAGGAUCUGAAGUUCGAGAAGCUGGGCAUCUACAACAAGAUCACCCUCACCCAGGAGCGCAUCAUCGGGGGUCUGGACAAGCUGCAGAGCAGCCUGCUGCAGCUCCAGGUGCCCCACUGCAGUGCCCAGGAGCGUCAGAGGCGGCAGAGGAAUGCCUUUGAGUUCUGCGUGCGCUUCUCGAGGAAUUUUUUAUACCCCCUGAAGGGAAUGAUCGAUGAUGUGCGGUUCACGACGGUGGCCAGCUUCAAUAGCGCCACCUCCAACGAGGCCUGCCAAAGGGUCGUCUGCGUGUAUGGUUUGAUGCAGCAGUCCAUUCAGACCUUUCAGCGCCAGCUGCGGUACUUUCUGCUGGAGAAGGUGCCCCAGAAGCUGAGCGCCCUCAUCGAGAUGAUCUACACGCUGACCAAUUGUUGUCUGGAGAAGGGAAUGCUGGACCGGCAGGAUCCGGUGGUGGAGUGCCUGCAGGAGAGGUGCACCAGGUUCCUGAGCUUCAUCGAGGACAUGCAGGAGGAGCGCUUCAAGUUGGCCAGGGAGGAGAUGAGGCGGCAGGGCAGGAAGGGCACGGUAUCCCACCCCCAAAAGAAGCUAAAGAAGAAGAUUAAUCAUCCGAAGGCAAGACCAAAGGCACCCACUCAACCGAGGCAGGAGAAGAUGCGCUGCCACGAGCGAUACGAUCUCAAGAUGUGCCUGAAUGACCACAAGCUGUACGAGCCGCGUCUGGUGCCCAAGGAGCGGAGUCAGGCGAAUCCCCGAAUGCGUCGUCCUAGGAACACUCAAGGAGGAGGAGGAGGAGCCGCCACCUCUCAGGGACUACCAACUAAUCCACCCACCGAACUACCUGGUGAUUUGGAACGCCAAUCCGCUGGCGGCGACGAUAUGCAAACUCAGAUACAAAUGGCCGAAACCAGUUCGCUCAGCCUGCUGCCCACUUCGGUUCAGCAUCAGGGUCACCACAAAAGAGGUCGGGGUCACCAGGGCGAUGAGCAACUGCAUCGGGCUCUGCUGGACGCCCUGCAACUGGUGUCCCGUUCGCAGGUGGAACAGGUGCUCGAUCCACUGAUACAGUCCCUGAAUGUCUUUCUGGGCGAUAAGCAUUAG